Messenger RNA from Eremothecium sinecaudum, 1233 nucleotides. It is a transcript of the gene ESC2, whose product is annotated as Esc2p. The coding region runs from base 1 to 1233 and encodes 410 amino acids. Gene Ontology annotation, molecular function: protein binding. The transcript has a single exon. Lineage: Eukaryota; Fungi; Ascomycota; Saccharomycetes; Saccharomycetales; Saccharomycetaceae. The record is from RefSeq and is a predicted model, not a curated record.
AUGAGCCAGGUUAACGAAUAUGAUGAUAUAGACGAUUUCUUUUGUAAUGAACUUCCUCAUGCUGAUGACGAUGCAUUUAAUACCAAUAUUGCGGUACCUGUCACUCUAUUUGGUAAAACCAAGGCUAAAGCUAGCAAAUGCGAAAGCGAAGUACGCGAUAAUACGGUGUCACCAUAUAAGGGUGAAUUUAAUGAAAAAGUUACCAAGGACACUAGAUAUCUAAAAAAAGGACGACAGCUUUCCCACAGUGAGGAUGAAGUUAGUGUGGCAUCCUUGUCGUCAACACGUUCUAGAUCUAGCUCGUCAUCUUCUGAGUCCCUAAGCUUAUUAAGGAGGACUAAAAAACUCAGACCAAGGAGAAGUGAACAAAUCCAGGAAGAUAAUGACACAAAUAGUGAUACAAAUAAAUUUUUAGCCGAAAUGGAAAGAGAGGCCGCAUUGGUGUCAGUUAAACAGCAUAGUUCCUCCAAGAAUGAAGCAAGAGGCAGCCAGUAUACAAGUAAUCGAGUUUAUAAUAUUGGUUUUAUUUCAAGGCUAAGUGGGACAUCUGGGAAGAAGAUCAUUGUUAAGACUACCGGGGAUAAGAAAUUUCUUACAAUGUUACCAAUAGCACUUUCAACAUUUGUGAAACAAUACCGUGUAUCUAGGACUGCAGCUCAAAAGUAUAAAAUGGAUGAUAUCAAGAUUUAUAGGGAUGGCGUGGAAGUGUUCAAGUUUAUGACUUGUGACUCUUUAAACAUAUCUGAGAGCGGUAGCGGAAGUGCAACAGACAUUGAGAUGUACAUUGUGCCAAAUCAAGAUGCGGAAGCUUUUACUGUGGAGUGGAAGAAGAAGUAUGAAGAACGUGUCAAAUACCUCUCUGGGUUUCCAGUGAAUUUAGAGAAUAAUGUCAACAAAGAUGAUAACGAUGAUUUUCGGGUUAAUGAAUAUGAAGAGGAUUUGGCGAACGCAAGAUCCCUUGAUGAAUCUGAAAUACUUGAUAAAUCCAAUACCUCUUUAGUUGAACCCAUUUUACAAAUUGCUUUAUUAGGGUCAGACAAUAAAAAAAUAUAUGUGAAAGUGAAACCAUCAACUACAUUUAAUAACGUCGGGAACCAUUAUAGAAAUGCUAAAGGGCUGCCAUCGAGUAGUAAAAUUGUAUUGAGCUUUGAUAAUGAGGAAUUAGAUUCCUCGAGCACUGUUGCAGACGCUGAUAUUGAAGAUGAUGACAUAAUCGAAGUCACAGUUGUAUGA